GUCAGAUGAAGCGUUUGAAUAGAGAGAUCUUUCACACAAGCACUCCUAUUUGACAUACUAGAUAUAUCAAGUCGUCUUCUCCGGCCACCACUAUCCGGCUGUCUUUAAGCUCAACCUGCCGGAAAACCGAUCGUUUCUUUAGGAAACAUGUUCAGAACAGCAUGAGCAACCAAUAUCGAUCAUCAUGUCAUUAUCGUGCUCUGACUGCUUCUCCGAUUUACUCUGCGGUGAGGACUCUGGAAUAUUAUCCGGCGAGGAUCAACCGGAGUGCUCUUAUGAUUUCGAGUAUUGUGCCGAUUUCGACGAUUCAAUCGCGGAGUUUAUAGAGCAGGAGAGAAAGUUCGUUCCAGGAAUCGAUUACGUCGAGAGAUUUCAAUCUCAAGUUCUCGAUGCAUCUGCUAGAGAAGAAUCUGUUGCAUGGAUCCUCAAGGUGCAACGUUUUUACGGAUUUCAGCCGUUAACAGCGUAUCUCGCCGUGAACUACCUGGAUCGAUUCAUCUAUUGCCGUGGCUUCCCGGUGGCAAAUGGGUGGCCCUUACAACUCCUAUCCGUGGCUUGCUUGUCUUUAGCUGCCAAAAUGGAGGAACCCCUUGUUCCUUCCAUCGUGGAUCUUCAGAUCGAAGGUGCAAAAUAUAUUUUCGAGCCAAGAACAAUAAGGAGAAUGGAAUUUCUUGUGCUUAGUGUUUUGGAUUGGAGGCUAAGAUCCGUUACCCCGUUUAGCUUCAUUGGAUUUUUCGCCCACAAAAUCGAUUCAACCGGGACUUACACCGGUUUCCUUAUCUCAAGAGCCACCCAAAUUAUUCUAUCAAAUAUUCAAGAGGCUAGUUUACUUGAGUACUGGCCAUCAUGUAUUGCUGCGGCAACCAUACUUUGUGCAGCAAGUGAUCUUUCUAACUUCUCACUCAUAAAUGCCGAACAUGCUGAAUCAUGGUGUGAUGGCCUUAGCAAAGAAAAGAUCACGAGCUGUUACAGACUAGUGCAAGGAGUGAGUCGGUUAACGACUAAAGUGUCAAAGAUGUUACCAGUACAGGUCCGAGUCAUGACGACUCGGACCUGUACUGAUACAUCAGGUGACUCAUCAUCCUCAACGUCAUCGCCUUAUAAAAGGAGGAAAUUGAAUAACUGCUCGUGGGUAGAUGACGAGGACAAGCGAUGCUCGUGGGUAGAUGACGAGGACAAGCGAAGCUCUAUUUAAAGGAGACGCCAAUAUAAAUAAAUAAAAUAAAACCGGGGGCAGAAUGGGAAUGGAAAUUUGGAUAAGAAAAAGUUAACGAAGAGUGAUUUUAUUAAUUUAUUUUUAGUAGGUGAGGUGGGCAUUUGCCAUAAUUCAUAAAUAUGGCUUUGCUGAUUCCCUAGGGAAAGGGGAGUUUGGUACAUAAUAUUUUGGUGUGAGAAAAUUUGUUUAGUACAAAGUGGGAGUCAGGAUUUCAAAGGUGGCAUUCAUUGUUGAAUGAAUCAAGAUUGAGGGGUGGAGCGUCUGUGGGCCCCCUCUUCCAUACACACAUCAACAAGAUAUUAAAAGAAAACUCAAUUACGAGUCUAGAAGAUAACAACCUUUUUUAUAUAUAAUUAUAUAAAUACCAUAUCCUGUUAACUAACAACAAGAUUUGGUAAAAAUAAAAUAGAAAUCAAGAAUCAUCAGCUGGAUUCAUUGAUUUCUGGUGAUCGGUGUAUCAAGAAGUAGUGAUGCGGAAAAGAUGAUGAAAGGCUCCUAUCUUUUUUUAAUUUUUUUGAAGAUUAAUUUUGAUUACUUAUAAGAAAGAAGAAGAAGAACUGAAGAAGACAGAUUUGAUUUUCGAGAGUGGUUUGAGAGAUGAGAAGAUUCAUGCUUGGUUUAUAAGUGUGUCUUCUCACACGUGUGCAUGUGUGUGUUUUUUUGGCGGGAAACGUCCCUAUUAACCUACAUAACGGGGACUUUUUGGUUUUUUCCAUCUUCCGUUUUUUUAGGAGUGAUGUUCACGCGUGUCAUGGUGACACGUGCUCAUGUAAUUUUUUUUUAAUUCUCUUUUUCUUUUUUGAUUUAAGAGAUGGGUUGCGGGUACUAAAAACGUGCCUUUCUUCUUAAUGGCCUGAAUUUGGGCUAACCAUACAAAAAAGGUCUUUGGGGCCUUUUUUCUUUAUUGUUAAUUAUUUUUUUGUUUUAUUAAGCGUGUUAGUAUUUGUUAUUUGGAAUAUUCACGAGAUUAUAUAAUUAAAUCAUGUUCCCUCCACUCUCUAUCUAUACCUUUCUACUUU
Molecule: messenger RNA, 2235 nt
Organism: Lactuca virosa
Lineage: Eukaryota; Viridiplantae; Streptophyta; Magnoliopsida; Asterales; Asteraceae
Source: the annotation of a GenBank genome assembly